Molecule: messenger RNA, 294 nt
Organism: Lynx canadensis (Canada lynx)
Lineage: Eukaryota; Metazoa; Chordata; Mammalia; Carnivora; Felidae
Gene: SLURP2
Product: secreted LY6/PLAUR domain containing 2
Exons: 3
Coding region: 1-294 (97 amino acids)
Molecular function (GO): acetylcholine receptor inhibitor activity
Source: RefSeq, a predicted model, not a curated record
AUGCGGCUGCUCCUCGGGCUCCUGCUGGCUGCCGCCCUGAGCCUGGAGCUGGCUGCAGCCCAAGCCUUGAUGUGUCACCAGUGCAAGGACUUCGGAGGGUGCACCCGUGCGUUCAGAUGCCCACGGAACUCCAACUACUGCGUCACCAUCGCCACCCGGGUCCCCUUAAGCCUCAUCGACCUGCCUAUGGUGACCAAGUCGUGCCAGACCGGCUGCCCCGACGUCUCUACCCUGGGCCUCGGCCCCCACGUGUCCAUUGUCUGCUGCCAGUUCAGCCUCUGCAACCAUGACUGA